This is a messenger RNA of Humulus lupulus (European hop), 609 nucleotides long. RefSeq lists its product as uncharacterized. The transcript has a single exon. The record is from RefSeq and is a predicted model, not a curated record. Bases 1 to 609 code for a protein of 202 amino acids. NCBI's taxonomy places the organism in Eukaryota, Viridiplantae, Streptophyta, Magnoliopsida, Rosales, Cannabaceae.
AUGAGCAAUCAUCAAAUAUCUUCUUCUCUUAGUCUAGAGCUGAAAAUCAUUGAAGCAAAAAGUGUAGAAUCAAAACCAAGAGGUGACCUAUUCGUGAGAUGUUAUCUUCCAGUAGGAAGCAGCAAAGGUAAAGUUGGGAUCAAUACUAAAGAAAUCCCCACCAAAAACGACCACGUUUGGAAUGAAACUUUCUCCUUGGAGUGCUCUGGAACUGGGGAGAGCUCUAUGGACAUCACCAAACUGAUCAAGCAAGAGAAGUUGGUUUUCGAACUGAGGUGGAGAAACAGAGUGCCAAUUCUUGGGACAAGUACCUUUGGGGGUUCAAAACUCUUGGGCAGUGCUGAGAUUGCAUGGAAAGAUGUUACUGAGUCACCAAACAUGGUCUUAGACAAGUGGGUAACUAUGGCUCAUUCAAGUGGUGAGCUUAAACCAGCAAAAUUGAAGGUGCAGAUCAGUGUGAUAGUUUUCACUAAGGAGCAUAUAUUGGAGAAAAAGAACAGCUCGGAGAAGUGUGGGUGUAAGGAUAGUCAUCAUCAUAAUCAUUCUCUAUACGCAUGUGAUGAAUAUUAUGAUGUUCUUGCUCUGACUGCUGCUUUAGAGGCUCUCUAG